Molecule: messenger RNA, 1922 nt
Organism: Myotis daubentonii (Daubenton's bat)
Lineage: Eukaryota; Metazoa; Chordata; Mammalia; Chiroptera; Vespertilionidae
Product: ubiquitin-conjugating enzyme E2 R2-like
Exons: 1
Coding region: 373-1077 (234 amino acids)
Source: RefSeq, a predicted model, not a curated record
GCUCGGGCCCCCUCUCCUCAUCAUCGCCAGCCCUCUGCCGCCUUUCUCCGCUUCCACCUUUUCUCCUCUCCCCGCCAAGUGGAGGCCCCCUCCGGGGCGGGGAGGACCGGGAGUGAAUUCCCCUAACUCCUUCACCCUCUCCCUGCACCUGGCCCCCUUGUGAGGAGAAGGCCCGGCCCUGUCCGGCCCGCGUCGUGUGUGAGGAGCACCCGGGCCAGCCCACGGUUGUCUUGGGCCUGGUCCGGCCCGCCUGGUGUGUGAAGACCAGGGCCAGGUGCGGCCUCGCCCGAGGGCGAGCCGAGGGGAGGGGUCUGGUCCGGCCCGGCUGGUGUGUGAGGACUGGGGCCCCGGCCAGGUGCCGCCACCGCUGCAAUGGCCAGCUCCCAGAAGGCCCUGAUGCUGGAGCUCAAGUCCCUGCAGGAGGAGCCGGUGGAGGGCUCCCGGAUCACCCUGGUGGAUGAGUCCGACCUCUACAACUGGGAGGUGGCCAUCUUCGGACCCCCCGACACCCUCUACGAAGGCGGCUACUUCAAGGCGCAUAUUAAAUUUCCUAUUGACUACCCAUAUUCACCACCUACCUUCAGAUUCUUGACCAAAAUGUGGCACCCCAACAUUUAUGAGAGUGGACAUGUAUGCAUUUCAAUUCUUCAUCCACCCGUAGACGACCCACAGAGUGGUCAACUGAACUCCGAAAGGUGGAAUCCUACUCAGAAUGUCAGGACUAUCCUGUUAAGUGUCAUCUCAUUGCUUAAUGAGCCCAACAUCUUCUCCGCAGCCAAUGCGGAUGCUUCAGUUAUGUUCAGGAAAUGGAGGGACAGUAAAGGAAAAGACAAAGAAUAUGCUGAAAUCAUUAGAAAACAGGUUUCAGCCACUAAAGCCGAAGCAGAAAAGGAUGGAGUGAAAGUACCCACGACCCUGGCAGAAUAUUGCAUCAAAACUAAAGUGCCUUCCAAUGACAACAGCUCAGAUUGGCUUUAUGACGACUUGUACGACCUUGACAUUGAGGAUGAAGAGGAGGAGGAGGAGGAAGAUGCUGACUGUGAUGACCAUGAUGAUUCUGGGAAUGAGGAGUCAUGACCUGCUCCUUCGAAGCCCCUGUACUGCCCUGCCAUCUCAGGCCAAAGGGAGAGGAGCAAGUGGGGACCUAGCAGUGGCCCCUCAGCAAAACCCUAUCUCGGGGUGGGGAAAACAAACAUGGCUCCUGCUGACUCCCCUUGUGGAUCUCAGUUGGCUCCUUUUUAUGGACCUCUUAAUGGAGGGAAGGUAAUUGUGAACGAAAGGGGCCACAUGCUGACCUGACAAGCUCAGGGGAGGCCUGCAUGGCAGUCUGAGAGACCUAAAGUAACCACAAAGGAUGGUCUGAAAUUAAACUUUAACUCAGAGCAGUUAUGGUGGGCAGUUACGUCCUAGACCGGUAUCUUCACUGACAAGGUCAACCUUUACCUUAACUGAGCCUAUCUGUCUUUUUGCAUCUAUGAUAACACACGGUUGAAAUGUCUGGGUAACUUGUAACUUCUCUUUUUCUGGAGCCCCUGGGGCAUAACCAAAUGUGCUGGGCACUAGGACAGAUACCACAAAUUCCUUCAUUGUUAUGUUAAUUGAUCCUGCACCCACCUAAGUAUGUGUCCAUCAUUUUACUUUUAUCCAAUCCCAGGGGUUUCCCUGCUUUGCUUUAUCCCUCCUCCUUAAUCUAUCACCAAUGAAUUUCAUGUAACCCACUUAUGUCCCUCCUUUGAUUGCAAAUGUAUAAAUACGGAUGUAACCCUGCCAUUCUCCGGAGCAUUAUCUCAACUCCUUGAGGUUCUGCUUCCUGGCAUAUGUCGACAGUUUGGCUCAAAUAAACUCACAAAAAUUCUAAAAAAAUAAAAUAAAAUAAAAAAUAAAAAAAUCAGAACUUGGCUGGAGAUUGUGGCUAGAACCUG